Molecule: messenger RNA, 963 nt
Organism: Hirsutella rhossiliensis
Lineage: Eukaryota; Fungi; Ascomycota; Sordariomycetes; Hypocreales; Ophiocordycipitaceae
Exons: 1
Coding region: 1-963 (320 amino acids)
Source: RefSeq, a predicted model, not a curated record
AUGCCAUGCUGUAUCGGCAUCAUCGACUACGCGCAGUGCAGACACAGCACGCUCUACAAGCUCGGAUGCACGGCCGGGUGCGAGGAGCUGUGCGCGCCGGCGCAGCAGGAGGUGCUGCUGCGGACGAGGUUCCGGUGGCGAUGCGAGGAAUGCCACGCGCUGCGGUAUGCGACCGACGCCGACGCCCGGACGGAGCGGUGGAACGACCAGGCGCGGCGCAUCAUCGAUAAGGACAAGGGCGGCUGCGGUGGUGGUGGUGACGACGGCUGCAACGACAACGAGAAUGACAAGGACGAAAAGGGCAAAAUGAACGAGGGGAGAGCGCAGAGGGACGGCGCGAGAGAUGCGCGAGAGAUGCGGGUGCUGGCACUGCGGGAUCGCGAGGAGUUUGAGGAGCAGCUGCAGGAGGAGCGGCGGGUGGCGCAGGUGGAGGAGAUCCAGUACGCCGAGGAGUGGACGAACCAGUAUGGGCGGGCGGUGUUUGCGAUGCGCUACGGGCCAAGGGGCCGGCGCCGGCGCCGGCUGCGGCAGUGGUGGCUGCGACAAGAGGAGGAGCAGAGGUCAGAGGAGGAGGACGAUGAGGCCGACGGUCCAGUCGAGGCGGAGAGGCGGCCGCGCGCAGAGGAUACGCCCGAGGACGACGAUCACCUCCACCUCCACCACCACCACCACCAUGAGCAACAGCAGCAGCAGCAGCAGCAGCUGGAGGACAUCGACGACAACGAGCAACAGGAGGCGGCAAGGCGGCAAAUCGAGAAGCUCCGGUCGGUGCAGCAGUGGGACCUAGUCAUCCUCCGCGACGCGCUCAGGAGCGAUAAGGAGCUGCGGGAGCUGCGCGACGAGGCCCAGCGGCUGGGACGGGGUGGGCGCGACGACCUCGGGCAUUGCGGCAUCGGCUUUGGCUUUGGCUCGCGCGCGUUGCCGGCGGCGGAAGGGUGGCCGACGAUGUCGGGGCGUGAAUAA